UUGAAUUUUCAUUUUCUACUCUCUCACUUGUUCUCUCUUCUUGGUUUCUGUUCUCGAAGGAGGAGGAGAAAAUAUGCUGAGAGCAUUUCAAUUAGUUGAUUCUUCUUCGAUACAAUUACAGAGAUGGAAACCAUUAACAAGUUUGGUGUCUUCUAUAUCUAUCACUAACAGAUCAUUUUCAUCAUCGACAUCGUGUUGUUGUUCUUCGUCAAGGGGAUCAAUUCUAUUUUCUCAAAUUUCCUCUAGUCGGGGGAAUAGUCUAUUCAGAUCAUUUCGAAUUUCUUCAAUUAGUUCUCAAUCCAGUGUGGACGAUGUUUCUUCUUCCAAGUCAUUUUCGUCUACUACAUUGCAACCUACGGCUGAAUUGCCAAAGGUCAGUUUCUGUCAAUGGUGUGGUGCUGCAGCAAAGCAAGCUAUUCCUGAUGGAGAUGAUAAGAUAAGAUCUAUCUGCACAGCAUGUGAUAAAGUUGCUUAUCAGAACCCGAAAAUGGUUGUUGGUUGCUUAGUUGAGCAUGAUAACAUGAUCCUUCUUUGCAAACGCAAGAUUCAACCUGGUUAUGGACUUUGGUGUCUUCCUUCUGGUUACAUGGAAAUGGGCGAGUCAGCAGCAGAUGGAGCUGCCAGAGAAACCUUGGAGGAAGCAUGUGCAGAAGUUAAAAUUUUGUCUCCAUUUGCGCACCUGGAUAUACCUUAUAUUGGCAAUAGUUACAUAUUUUUCCGCGCGAAGAUGACAAGUUCUGAGAUAUCUCCAGGCCCCGAGUCUUUGGAUUGUCGCUUUUUCCCCCCUAGUGAUAUACCAUUCGAUUCUCUGGCAUUUUCGUCCAUGUUUGUUGCUUUAAAAUUGUAUGUUGAAGAUUUGAAGGCUGGACAAACCACUAAGUUUCACUACUGUACCAUAAACAAGAGGCCUGGCUCCAGUGCAUCUGAUAUCCAUGCGUACACUUUGGUCGACCAUUUUCGGUCCCAAUAAAGAAAGAGUCUUCACAUCUUCGAUCUUCCCUUGUAAAGUAGUAGUAAGACACCAACCAAGAAGACGAAUCUUAAGACUGGGCACUAGCUAUUUGCAGCAGUAGUACUCUUUUCUUUUCCCUGUUCAUUUCAGUCUCUUUAUUGGAGAAGUAUCAGUUAUUCUUUCGCUCCUUUUUUUAUGUUCUUUCUCUUUGUAAAACAUUGAGGCUUAGGUACGUCUCCCAGUAACAUUUUAGUGGGACUUGUGAGAAGGGAGCAAGAAAGCAUUCUUUCAUUCAUUUAGUUGAUGAAAGAGGAGAUCAGGAUGGGUGUGAACUGUAGAUUUUGUGUGUACUAUUUAGCGACCAGUGUAUUAUAACAUUUUGUUCUCACCAAAUGAAAGAAAUAAGAAGUUAUUCUUUUCUGCGA
Molecule: messenger RNA, 1377 nt
Organism: Papaver somniferum (opium poppy)
Lineage: Eukaryota; Viridiplantae; Streptophyta; Magnoliopsida; Ranunculales; Papaveraceae
Product: nudix hydrolase 23, chloroplastic-like
Exons: 7
Coding region: 74-970 (298 amino acids)
Source: RefSeq, a predicted model, not a curated record